Messenger RNA from Trypanosoma brucei brucei TREU927, 1938 nucleotides. RefSeq names its product endosomal integral membrane protein, putative. The transcript has a single exon. Gene Ontology annotation, cellular component: membrane. The record is from RefSeq and is a predicted model, not a curated record. The coding region runs from base 1 to 1938 and encodes 645 amino acids. Gene Ontology annotation, biological process: protein localization to membrane. Lineage: Eukaryota; Euglenozoa; Kinetoplastea; Trypanosomatida; Trypanosomatidae.
AUGACUCGCUUCUCGUGUGUUGCGCUUGGCGUCUUUGCCUUCCUCAUCUCUGCAUUGGCUGUGACUGACGCCUUUUACAUUCCAGGUGUUCAACCCAGGUACUAUGCUGAAGGUGACGAGGUUCAUUUUUGGGUGAACUCACUUCGCUCACUUCAGGUGUUGUUCCCAAAGGAGUACUACACGCUUCCCUUCUGUAGGCCGAGUGAAAUCAUUACAAAGGACGAGUCCAUCGGUGAAAUCAUAUGGGGAGAUCGUAUACAGAAUUCCUUGUACGUCACAAACAUGAAGAAAAACACGAACUGUACCGUGCUUCCAAACUGUGACGCAGUUGCCAACACUAAGACCAUUUUGAGUAAUAUAGAUGACUUGGAGGGCUCCAUUGAAAAGGGGUAUCGCGGUUUCAUGAACAUCGACAACCUUCCCGUUUUCGGAGAGGUGCCACCGGACUUGCUUGCUCAUUGUGCCUCCGUCCCAAAGGACAUGCGUCACACUUUCUACCGCGGCUAUUGGAUUGGCACGCCCAGUGCCUGCACCGGUAAAACACUCAUUAACAAUCACCUUGAAUUUGUGAUCAAGUACAAUCAUGCCCCUCAUGACCCUAACAAAUUCAUGGUAGUUGGACUUAAGGCCACGCCUUAUAGCAUCAAACACAGUGAUGACGGGCUGAGUUGUAAUGCGGAUAUGUCCGCCACUGGGAGCGCGUUAGACUAUCUUACCACCGAUGAUGUGCGUGGGGGAGCCGUUGUGCACUGGUCGUAUGGCGUCAAAUGGGAGAAAUCUGAUGUUAUUUGGGCCACCCGGUGGGAUGAAUACCUCCACAGCUCGGUUGCAGAUUCCAGUCCUGCAUUUCACUGGCUUUAUGUCUGCAGCAGUUUAGUUGUCGUGCUCAUGUGUGCCGCCUCUGUCGCAACCAUUCUCAUGCGUACUCUCCACAAGGACUUCAGCCGCUACAACUCCCCCGUUCUGGAAGAUGGUGAGGAGGAAAGCGGUUGGAAGCUUGUUCAUGCUGAUGUGUUUCGGCCGCCAGACCGCGCCCCACUGCUUGCCGCCCUAACUGGAAAUGGGUACCAGGUGUUGGGCAUGAGCGCCGGAACAAUGUUAUUUGCUUUGCUUGGUUUCCUUUCUCCCGCCCGCCGCGGUGCUCUUUUGAGUGCUGUUAUAUUUCUGUUCGUGUUUAUGUCAGUUGUGUCUGGGUACGUGUGCGGCUUCUUGCUCAAGUACUUUGGACGAUGUGAGUGGAAGCACAUCUUUUUCUGCGGCUGCGCCUUCCCUGGCGCCAUCGUUGGCGUCUACACCUUCGCCAAUAUCAUCAAUUAUUCCCAUGGCUCUUCGGGAACGAUUCCAUUUUCGCUCUUGUUUAUUCUACUGUCGCUGUGGAUUCUUAUCAGUGUUCCACUUACCGUCCUCGGCGCCUCGUUCUCAUUCCGCCAGGAGUCCCUCGCUAAUCCUGUCGCUGUUGGCCGUUUAGCGCGCGAGAUUCCACCACAGACGUAUAUGAAUCGGACUCUGUUUUUACUGGUGGUUCCUCCCAUCUUUCCGCUAUGUACAAUCAUAUUAGAGCUCAACUUUGUCCUGCAGGCGCUGUGGUCUGGGCAGGUGUAUUAUGUGUUUGGGUUUCUGGCGUUGGUGAGCUUUAUUUGGGUCAUCAUAACAGCUCUUGUCACAGUGUUCCAUCUAUAUUACGUUCUGUGCCGUGAGAAUCACCAGUGGUGGUGGCCCGCAUUCUUCAUCCCUGGUGGGUUCGGUGUGCCGCUCUUCGUUUACUCGAUUUUCUUCUACAUGACGCAAUUGGCAAUUCACACUUUUGCUUCCUCUUUACUGUAUUUCUUGUACAUGGGAUUGAUAUCGUAUGCCUAUGGGCUGGCAGCGGGAGCAGUGGGGCUCACAUCGGGAAUUAUGUUUGUUCGCAAAAUAUAUGGAAGCAUCAAGGUGGACUGA